CAGGACUCGAUUGCUGAUGAGAUGCUGGAUUCCUGCGGCGGAUACCGAGACGAAACUGACGACGCCGUAGCGCGUGCUACGGAAGACGUCGUCAUGGAAGGUCGUCUCCUGGAUAGCCCCGACUCGGACGUCUGUGCUCCGGGACGGGGCGUGGCAGCCGGCAUGUACGGAGCGCCACCGCCCCCGCCAGAAGAGGAGCGGGCCGCAGUCGAAGGCUGCUGCAGUGAAGCGCGACACUCCACGGAAGCCACAGUCUCGGCGGCACUGCUCGAGGGUGCAGGCAGUGACAUGGACACCAUUCCAGAAGAAGAGACCGGCAGUGAGCUGUUGACCGAGAGCAGCCAGCUGGACAGUGACAGGUCCGAACCGGAGGACUCGUCUGAGUCACCCUUGCCCCGAGACACGCCCGAAGAAGGGUCCGAAGAAGAGAACAAGUCUGACUGGGCACUGCCAUCGACUGUCGGCCAAGUCGACGAUCUUGCUCCUACCAGCGGUGAUGAAGAAAUCUUGAGCCCCAUAGAACACGAAGCACCGAGCCCAUUCCGGGAGAGGGAGGAGAAGUCACGCACUCCGGACUCGGAAGACCCCAUGAGCUCUGACGAAGGCGGUGGGCUUCCCGUCUCUGCUGCUGCGGCGGCUGCCGCCCGACGGCCACGAGUUCCCGACCGCUUACAGCGAGCCGUCAUUGCCCAAGGCGCCGCCACCACCGUCCGCCGCUUCCGGCGUUCCCAGUUGCCAGGAAGACGCGCUGCCGCUCAAGAAGCCCAUGCACGUCUACGAGGACUCCGGCAUCUUCUCGGACGACCCGCUGUCCUCGCUUUCCGCUUCCGAAGGGGAAGAAAAGACGAAGGUUUCCGUGACCAAGUCGCCCAAGGAGUGCUGCAGUCGCCAGGGUGACGGGCGAGCCGCCGUUACCGACGAAGAAGCACCCUGGACCAACGGCGUCGACAAGGACUCCACGUCGUCGCCAUCACCACCCUCGAUCAUUGC
Molecule: messenger RNA, 990 nt
Organism: Rhipicephalus microplus (southern cattle tick)
Lineage: Eukaryota; Metazoa; Arthropoda; Arachnida; Ixodida; Ixodidae
Molecular function (GO): protein binding
Source: RefSeq, a predicted model, not a curated record